GUAAAAUAUUUUUCAUAUGAAAAUUUCGUCUGCAUUCUAAAUUACAGAAUUUUCCAGGCACCUCUAUAUCUCAAUUUAAAUACAAGGCACAGUCCUGUUACCAAAUCAGCCUUUUCUCAUUUAUGUAGAUUCUCAUUAAACAACAUCUUAUAAAAUAUGCGGGACGUUACCAAAAUCGAAACAAAAACCAUCAAAACUAAUGGUCAUUGCACUGUCCCGCUAGUGGGCACCCCUAUUUUCUUUUCCGAACGCCGUAAGACCAAAACGUUUUCUUCCUUCUCCGUCAAUAAUGCCUUUAAAUCCUUACGGCUUAAAAGGCGAACCAAAGAAAAUGAUUUUGAGGAAUCCGCGUUACCAUUCACCACGAAGGCUAACGGAGUUAAGCUCAAACACGAACGCAAUAAUUGCACAUGUGGCGAUAAUAAUGAAUGUGAUUAUAAAAACGUUUCUAUUAAUAAACCAUCCAUCUUUAGCGGCCUUCUCAAGUUAGACAACCUGUUUUACACUCCGACUAUUAACCAAAACCAACCUAGAAAAACGACUCCCACAAUUUGUAAAUCAAAAGGUAGCCACCUACCACAACCUUCAGAUUUCCGCAGUAUUUCCUCGAAAAAUUUGAAUGCGUCUCUAUCCUAUUCCAAUAUCAACGCUUUAAAGAGUUCCCCGCGUCCGAAUAAAAAGGCUAUGAAUGCUAAUUACAAGGAUAGUUGCGACAACGAAACAACCAGCCGUGCUAGAAAGUCAGCCGAACCUCGCAUAAAUUUCUGGGUUUACAGGAAGAAUGUCUGCAAUAAUCGAAUCGCUGAUCAUCGCAAGAAUGAUGCCAAUAAAAUAGCAGGUUUGCCGAAAAACGAGGAUAACAAAAUAAUGGAUGACGUUUACCGGAAAUCGAACGAUGAUUCUAGUUUGAAGAAUGACAAAACAAAGGGUGAUCACGAUAUUUACCGUUCUUUAAGAUAUUCGAAGUCAAGUCGUUUAGAAAGCGUUAUCAACGAAGCACCUACUUUACCAUCCUUCCCUAGGCCUAAUCAUUUAGAACCACCUCCGCCUCCUGUCAUUGCUACUCACAUAUUAGAUUCUUCUUACCAUUCGCGAGACCAAUACGAACGCUUAAAUUGCGAUGAAACAACCAAUAAGGAGAAUAAGAAAGAUCGGGUUCAGAAUUGUAGCGAAAUGGAGAAACAGCAACUUAACCAUAUGCUCAGAGUUUUAGGUGAUUACGACCCGCCCACGAAUAAUAACACCUAUUUACAAAACAAUUAUUCAACACACCAGAUUAUUAAAAAUUCUUUAAACAUUGAUGAAUCAAACACACUUUCCAAUUCCAUUGAGGAUUAUUACGAUGAAACUUAUAGCAUGAAUCGCACCCAUACCGAUAGCACGAACUGUAACGAUUGUUACGAGAGCAAGGUGUCAAAAGAAAAUGGAUUAGAUAAAAGCUCCAAUCCUUCCAUUCAUCCCAACAAUAACAACAUUGCAAUCGGUAUAAAAACUAAUGGUUCUCUGCCCAGAGAGCGUAAACAAGGUGUUCUCAAUCAUGUCAACGCGGCUAUCAUAAAACAACAAACUUUGCAGAACAUUGUCAGCGACGUGAAUCCGGGAUUCGGUCUUGACGAUAAUUUUAGAUUGGAUUCAACGAAUGUCGCAUCCGUUAUGUCCUCUCGUUCUUUCCAGGGGGGAGAUGUGCCUGAAAAUUCUCCAAAAUUGAUCACAUCUAGUCCUUACGAACAUUAUUAUAAUUAUCAGGAAUCUUUUUCUUCGCCAGUAAACGCAUUAGCGGGCGUUAACUAUGAUCUUAGCGAAAAUUAUCCAGUUUCUAUAUCACCUAUCAAAGAAGAUACAAUAAAUGAUGAAUUUCACCAAUACGUAAACAAACUAAGCAACGAACGGAACGAAAUAUUGAAAUUCGUGAUAGCCUCAAAGCACCGUUUGAUCCAAUUACAGGCAUUGGAAGAUGAAACUUUUCAUCAACUUGUAUUAGAAAAAACUAUGCUUGAAAAAGACCGAAAUACCGAGAUGGAAAAUUUGUUUAAAGAACAAAGGGAAAUCGGCGAAUACCAAAAAAUAGGAGAAGAGUAUAUUCAAAGUUUGGAGCGACAAAAAGAUGAAAAAUUAAGGCAUCUCAACAAAUUGAAGGAAAAUAUUGAAAAGAGUAACAAUAAAAAAGAAUCAACAAAACCUUCCACGCAUCGAAACGAUAUCUCGAGCGAUAAACAUGAAUCUCCAUUAUCUGCCCUUGAUGAUUCACAACAAUAUGAAGAUUUAGAAUUUCAGGUUUUUGAGAUGGAAUCCAAGAUAGAAGAAGAGAGAGAGAGGAUAAAGGAUAAAAUCUUAUCUCAAAAAGAUAGAUUCCUGCAAAAAUAUAAAUAUACGCAAGAUAAAUUGGCUAAAUUAGAACCCAAUCACAUCAACAACUUUGAAAAAUUACGGACUAAUAUGGAAAUCAUAAAGGAAGAAAAAGAAAAAAUCAAUAAUAUAAUAGCAAUCGAAACUAAGAAAUUGGAAUUACAAGACUCGCUUAUGAAAAAAUUUCUAAUAUCCGAGCCAAACGAUUUUAAACAAAUGAACGACACGCAGAAAUCUGAUCAUUUGUCGCCUAAAAACAAUCUUGAGUCACAAAUUUUCAACAAAUCUCAAAGCCUAAACCGAUCUCCGCUUAAUGCUUCAAUUACAAACGAAGAACCCCUUUUUCAAAGCCAAGUUCUCAAUAAUAAAUUGAUGGAGACGAAUCAAGAAGAACUCUUGAGGAAACGUGCUUCCGAGGAAAUAAAACAUUUUUGGAAGAAUCUCGCCUCUUCUCCACCCCACAAUAACCAUGUUUACCACUUAAACGAUAUGAAUUAUUCUCCCUGCAAAGACAACUCUCUCCUUAAUAAUUCAAUCAACGGUUACGAUAAAAAAUCAAAACCGAGAAAUCGUAAUCACACUCAUGAAAAAACUAGUCUACUUUGUAAACCUUUGCCCGAAAAGUGUGCCAACUCAUUGUUGGAUUCGAAGAUUGAAGAAGUCAUGUUAUCCUUACAAGGAAUUCGAGGCAUUAAAUACCCGCUUCAUUCGCCAUCCAAUUCAAUUAAAUUUAAUCAUUCAAUCGUAAAUGGAAGAAAUACAAGGACUUCUUUAUUCAGAAAACUUUCACAAGAAUCUAGAGAAUACAGAGAAAAUCUUUCCCUCAUGUCCAAAUCACUGAUUGACUCAACGACCAUCGAUUCUCAGCAACAGCUACUAGAUACAACGAGGCCAUCUCAUUGCGAAAAUAAGGACUUUUCUCAAACACAAAACGAUAAUUUUUACGAUUUUAACACUCUGCCACUAAUUCACUUAGCCUCGACCUCUACACUUAGUAGCCUGUCUCCACCUUCUUCAACUUCCAACUCUUCUAACAAGGAGACAGUUAAUCUUAGUAAUAGAGAAACUGCAAAAAUUUUAUUAUCUUCAACCAAUAACGUAUCAAGAAAAAAUGUUAAUGUGCUGAGCCCAAGCGCUCAUCUUCUUAACGAUUACGAUAGCAAAGAAACAGAAAAGAGUGUCCAAUUGCCUUAUAACAACGAUUAUUUUAAUCAAUACUUUAGCAGUAAUCCCUCUAUGCCACACCUUUAUCAAAGAUCUGGCAACAGUUUUAACAACAAUAAUUAUGAUGCCCAUCAAAACGACCCUGCUCGUUUUAACGAUUUAACAUAUGCCUCGAAAGGAAGCUGUAAUAUUGCAAUUACUCGUCCAUGCAUCACAGAUUUAGUGAGUUACGUGAACAACAUAGGUGGGCAUAGUUUGGAGAGGCACGAAAAGUUGAUUGGUGUCACUAAGACUUGUGCUAGGGGAUAUUUAUUCAAAUUAAGCUUCAAAUUUAAGAUAUGGCAAAAACGGUGGUUUGUAUUCGAUAAACUUAAACGAAACAUCACAUACUACGUUGAAAAAUCGGAAUUGAAGCCGAAAGGUGUCAUUUAUUUCCAAGCCAUCGAAGAAGUUUACACAGACCAUGCUUCGAGUUACAAACCUCCCACCCUUGAAACAUCCUUUUGCUUAAAGACUUACGAAAAAUUAUACUACUUAUGCACAGCUUCGUCAGAGAUUUCAAGAAUAUGGGUCGAUCUACUGAGCCUAGGAAUCGAAGGGCGAAAUGUUUACAACUCUUAAAAAACAUUUUUAUUAUAGUAUAUAUGCGCUAUUUUUUUAGAGGAACUACUAAUUAUUUAAACAAAUAUUUUAUAUUUAAAUAUAUUAUACCUUUGCUGGGUUAUAGUAUUACCCUAUCCCCUAAAAUUCAUAUAAAUUUUUUUGAGUGAGCGACUUAAUUUGAACAUCUAUAAAAAUUAGAGCAAAUCCGAUCAUGCCCUGCAAUUUUUUAAAAUUCCUUUGUUAUAAUAUAAUUAUCUUAACAUUUUAUGUAUUCUAUAUAUUUUGCGUGAACGUGCUGCCGUGAAUAUCACUAAAUUUGCACUCAUUUUGUGAAAAAACUUGUUUUCACUAUAAUACUAAAGGUUUAAUGAUACACCUAAUAUUUGACAAAUUUUAUAUAAAAAAGAUAUAUGAUAAUAUUCUAUAACCAUAAAUAUCUGAUAAAAUGCAUUUAGCAAUCGUUUAUAUUAAAAAAAAACUAAGCUCAAAAAAUUUAUAAAUUUAUACUUUUUGAUUACGGGAAUUUUUACUAUUUUUUUUAAAAAAAUAUAUAAAACAAACAAUUAAUCCCUUUUUUUUUAUAUUGAAAAACGUUUUUAUAACGGAAUAUUUCUUACUUUAUAUUCCUAUAUAAUUUUUUUAUAUAUUUAUUUUUACCUUGUGACA
Molecule: messenger RNA, 4779 nt
Organism: Gordionus sp. m RMFG-2023
Lineage: Eukaryota; Metazoa; Nematomorpha; Gordioida; Chordodea; Parachordodidae
Exons: 16
Coding region: 157-4131 (1324 amino acids)
Source: RefSeq, a predicted model, not a curated record